CCGUCACUCGCGCGCCCCUGUUUUCCCCUUCUGCGCGUGCGCAGCACUCUUUUUUCCCCCCGCCCCUCGCUGGCUUGGUUGCCUGAGGGAAUUGAGCGAAGGGAAGAGGGAAAGGAGGGGGGAAAGCAGGCAAGGAAAUAGGGUCGCGUGGGAGUGGGCCUGGAGGAGGAAGGAGAGGGAUCGGAGCGGCUGGAGAGAUGAGCGCUCGGUUCCCCCUCAGGAGCAGCGAGGAGGAGCCGCUGCUGUCGUCGUCGUCGAAUGAACUGAGGCGAGGCCGGCUUGGCUCGGCCCGGCCCGGUCUGGCCUAGACCUCCUUGCCUCGCUUCGGGAAGGCGGAGUCGCGCCCUCUUCUCUCCUGCGGGAUCUGAAAGGGAACGACAUCAUGGGAGCUUUUUUAGAUAAGCCAAAGAUGGAGAAACACAAUGCCCAAGGGCAGGGCAAUGGACUGCGUUAUGGACUAAGCAGCAUGCAAGGCUGGCGUGUUGAGAUGGAGGAUGCACAUACAGCUGUCAUUGGCUUACCAAAUGGACUUGAUGGAUGGUCUUUUUUUGCUGUGUAUGAUGGACAUGCUGGAUCCCAAGUUGCCAAAUACUGCUGUGAGCAUUUAUUAGAUCACAUCACAAGCAAUCAUGAUUUUAAAGGGCGUGGUGCUUCACCAUCCGUGGAAAGUGUAAAGACUGGAAUCAGAACAGGUUUUCUGCAGAUUGAUGAACAAAUGAGGCUACUUUCCGAAAAGAAACAUGGUGCAGAUAGAAGCGGGUCAACAGCUGUGGGAGUUCUGAUUUCUCCACAGCACACAUACUUUAUAAACUGUGGAGACUCUAGAGGUUUGCUUUGUAGAAACAGGAAGGUUUAUUUCUUCACGCAAGAUCACAAACCAAAUAAUCCACUGGAAAAGGAACGGAUACAGAAUGCAGGCGGUUCAGUCAUGAUUCAGCGUGUCAAUGGCUCUCUGGCAGUGUCAAGAGCCCUUGGGGACUUUGAUUACAAAUGUGUCCAUGGGAAAGGCCCGACAGAGCAGCUUGUCUCACCUGAACCCGAAGUUUAUGAAAUUGAGAGAUCAGAAGAAGAUGACCAGUUCAUCAUACUGGCUUGUGAUGGUAUCUGGGAUGUUAUGGGAAAUGAAGAGCUGUGUGAAUUUGUCAGAUCAAGGCUUGAAGUCACUGACGAUCUUGAAAGAGUUUGCAAUGAAAUUGUUGACACCUGCUUGUACAAGGGAAGCCGAGACAACAUGAGUGUGAUAUUGAUCUGUUUUCCAAAUGCACCAAAGGUAUUGCCAGAGGCGGUGAAGAGAGAGACAGAGCUGGACAAGUUCCUGGAAAGCCGAGUAGAAGAGAUCAUAAAGAAGCAGGGUGAAGGAGUGCCAGACUUAGUCCACGUCAUGCGUACUUUACAAACAGAGAGCAUCCCAAACCUUCCACCUGGGGGUGAAUUGGCAAGCAAACGGAGUGUGAUUGAAGCAGUUUAUAACAGACUGAAUCCUUAUAGAAAUGAUGAUACUGACUCUGCAUCAACGGAUGAUAUGUGGUAAAACCGCUCUCUAAGUUGCGGAGUCGACAUCCACUGCCCUCAUGGAAAAUGCACCCAACCCAGAGUGACCCUUCUUCUUCACAUCCACCUUCCACCUUAUACUUGAAGGGAAAAGCUGUGUUGGCGGAAGCGGCGGCACCAGAAAACGUCAGUCCAACACCUAACCCAGGAUCCUUUCUUCGCAAAAUAGACUUCUGUAAAAGUGAUUUUGAAACCAUAAUGUUGUAAAUUGGACUCCGAGCAAUUUUUAUGUUGUAUGAUUUUGUUUUGUAAAGUGCAAUUGUGGUUGUACAAAAAACGCUUAUUUAAUAUUGAAUUGCUUUACAUCACUUAAGUAAGGUUAGAUGAAAGGCUUGGUUUGUUUUAAGGCAACAGUAGUCUAGCCCUUUCUAUUCAUAUUUGUGGUUCUGGGUUGCUGGGAGCAGCAACCUGGCCAGCUAAGUAAGGCUCAGGAGGAAGUGCAUUCAGAUUAUGUAAAGGAUAUUGUAUACGGAUGCAGAUCAUUGCAAUGCUAAUUUGGAAAAUAACUGGGAUGUAGUUUGUUCUCAAUCAACUUCUAAUUGUUUCCCGUGGAGUCUAAAACUCCCAAGAAAUACAUGGGAAGUUUGGAAAAAGAAGGGGACAGAACUACAAGAUGGCCAUACAUGGGGAAGAAUUGAAUGCCUUGAUUAUUUGCACCUUUUUCAGAGCAUUUCAGAGAAUUACCUUCACUUGUUAGGUUAUGUAUGGCUGUAUCUUUUCCAUAUUUAGGAAUCUGCCCUGUUUUAAUAUUCUGAUUGGCUGGAUCGGCAGCUGUUCCAAGUAAAAUACCUUGAAUUCCAUUUUAUCAAUAAAGCUUGAUUUAACAAACCCGAAAUUAACAAUAUAUGUGUUAACUCCUCCCCUUCCCCCGUCUUCUGAAAUGCUUGUAAAUGAGAUGUCAUGUGAAUACAUAUUUUUUAUUAACUAAUUGCCCAUUUAUAAAAUGGGAGGAAGCUCUUAACUGUUGCCCAAGGCACAGGUAAGAUGUUUUUCAUCUGGUAUAAUAUGGUUUGAGAAAUGGAAAUUAUCUUUUUACAUGAGUUUCUUUUAAAAUAUAUACUUUGAGAGAGUUACAUGAGCUUAUAGCUUAUAUUGCCUCUUGUUAAGGAAAACUCAUUUUGUCAGAGCCUGACAAUCUUACUUUUUAUGGUAUGUUUUUAUGACGCCCCCCCCCCCCCCCACUUAGAACAAAAACCUAGUGAUUUAACAGUAUGUGUGAUUUGAAAUACAGCAUGUUCAGAAUAUUUAGCUGUUGGGAUUAAAUUGCUAAUUUUAAAAAGACAUAAAAGUAAAAACAACUAAUUUGACUUUACUUUCUCCUACUGAACAUGCAAACAUAACUUUUCAGAUCAGUCGUGUUUGCAGAACUACUGUUUUGUGCACCUUGUAUUUUGUCUUUUUUAGUUGAUCAAUCUGUACAUUUGUUUAACUUUUCAGUAAGCUGAUGCCCCUCCAAAGGAAAAUCAUCAACAUAUAAAUAGGUUGUAGCAAUGUAGCUAGAAUUUUUUUUAAAAGGUGUAAAAUAUACCUUUUUAUAGGAAGCAAUGUACAAUGCGUUUUUCUAUAUCUGUCUUUCCCCCUAACUUUGAAAUAUACAUUUGUGUGUAUAUAUAGCCUUAAAACUAUUGCAGAGUUAGGGAGUGUUGAACAGUGCAAAAGUAAGUUAAUAAUGUCUCAAUUAAGGAUAGCAUUAUACCAGCAAACACUUAAUUUUAUUCCUCUUGUUUGUGUGAGGUGCUUAACCUUAACAUGGUUGUAUUCAGUUUGUACCCUGUUGAAGCAUGAAUGAAGAAAACAUAAGCACUAUUUGUAUUUAUAAAUUUCUAGCAACUUUGGGUUUAAAGGACAAGUCCUUCAUCGUACUUACAAAUUAAUGCUUAAAAUGUACACAAGUUUUGAGUUCAAACUAUAAAGAUUUCAUAUGUCUAGCUCCCCAAGCACCUAGGAGACCGGGAUUUAAAGUACUACAUAAUUAGUCCAUGUUAAAACUAGAAUUGAAACAAGAACUCUGCUCCUUCUCCCAUCCCACCCCAUGUAAAAUGAAGUAUAGUUCUUUUUUAAAAGAAAAGCUCUGAUCUAACUGUGGAAACAAAGGUUUAAACUGUUUUUCUUUUCAAAAUCACCAGUGGAAAGCCAUAUGUUAAACGAGUGAUAUGAAAUGUUGUAAUGACAUAGCACAUGUUUAAAAUUGACUGCAAGUGCACCCUUCUUUUCGUUUUAAGAAGAAAUACUUCUGCUGUUGCUUCUAGUGCUAUGAAAGGAGGGGAGGGGGGUGGGAAAGGCACAGCAGACGUAGGUUCCUUUCCUUUGGCACUUUAAAGUGGUCAAAGCACUGUGUCAAUUAUGCCUGCUCAAUACACUGCUAUUUUACAUAUACCAAAAGGAGAUGAAAUUCAUUUACUCAGUGCAUCACGUUUUCUAAGCAAGGAUGUUCAUUAGUCUGCAAAAAAGAAAGCACUUUUCAUUUUUGCAACUUUUUUAAAUGCUAAAAAUAAUGAUGAUGAUGAUGAUGGAACUCCUCAGGGGCAAUUGCCGCAGAGUUUUUAAGAAUUGUGUGCUAUUUAUUUCCCUGAUUGGAGGGGAGGAGUGGAUUCCUGUGUGCUGACAAAAUAAAGGAAUAUGGUGGUCCCAAAUUUA
This is a messenger RNA of Anolis carolinensis (green anole), 4188 nucleotides long. RefSeq names its product protein phosphatase, Mg2+/Mn2+ dependent 1A (gene ppm1a). The transcript is spliced from 6 exons. Gene Ontology annotation, molecular function: manganese ion binding; protein serine/threonine phosphatase activity; magnesium ion binding. Bases 383 to 1531 code for a protein of 382 amino acids. The record is from RefSeq and is a predicted model, not a curated record. Gene Ontology annotation, cellular component: cytosol; nucleus. Gene Ontology annotation, biological process: peptidyl-threonine dephosphorylation; positive regulation of canonical Wnt signaling pathway; positive regulation of canonical NF-kappaB signal transduction. NCBI's taxonomy places the organism in Eukaryota, Metazoa, Chordata, Lepidosauria, Squamata, Anolidae.